AUGUCCCUGUCUAGUUGUUGCGUUACUGGCUUCCGGUGGGAUGGUACCCCGAAAGGCCAUGAAACCACUCUUGCCGACAAAAAGGCCUAUGUAACUGGCACCAACAAGGAUGCCGCGGUUCUCAUCGUCCACGACAUAUUCGGCUGGACCUUGAACAAUACUCGACUGCUGGCUGACCACUACGCCGAGGAAGCGGACGUCACUGUGUAUUUACCUGAUUUCUUCGCCGGCGAGAUCGUCACUCCUGAUCAUCUCUUUGGAUCUGGCGAUCAUGCAUCGACUGGACCAUUGGAUGUGGGAGCUUUUAUUGGUCGACACGGCAAGGACAUCAGGCAACCGGAGAUUUUUGCCUGUGCUGCCGCACUGAAAAAGGACCUAGGCUAUAAAAAGGUCGGUGCAAUUGGAUUCUGUUAUGGAGGUUGGGCAGUUUUUCGACUGGGAGCCAAAGGCAACAACCUGGUCGACUGCAUUUCGACGGCGCACCCGUCUCUGCUCGAAAAAGCAGAGAUCGACGCCGUCGGUUGCCCUACCCAGCUCCUCGCGCCAGAAGAGGAUCCCACCUAUACUCCAGAACUCAAAGAGUAUUCUCUAAAGGUCCUGCCAACGUUGAAUAUCGACUACGAUUACCAAUAUUUUGCCGGUUUAACCCAUGGCUUCGCUACGCGAGGUGAUACCGAGAAUCCGACGCAGAAAAAGGGCUUAGAGCGGGCCAAGAAUGCCGCUGUGUCUUGGUUCCGAGAAUAUCUUCAUUGA
Messenger RNA from Cladophialophora psammophila CBS 110553, 753 nucleotides. Its product is annotated as esterase/lipase. The transcript has 3 exons. Bases 1 to 753 code for a protein of 250 amino acids. NCBI's taxonomy places the organism in Eukaryota, Fungi, Ascomycota, Eurotiomycetes, Chaetothyriales, Herpotrichiellaceae. Gene Ontology annotation, molecular function: hydrolase activity. The record is from RefSeq and is a predicted model, not a curated record.